CCACGAUGCAUUCGACUAAGUCAGCGCUGCUCCUGCUCGCUCUGGCCAUCAGCGCCAGCUGUGUGGUGGCCACACCGCAUCCUGAACUAGAGCUAUUGGAUGGUAUCAUUGAGGCCAUCAACAAGACCGGCCAGGGUAUCAUAAGUGGAUUUGUGAAUGCCACCCAGAAUGGAACGGCCAUAGCCGAGGAGUUCCUGGACAAGCUGAAGAACUCGACUGCCCAGUAUACCCAUGAAACAUUGGAGUAUGCUCAGAAAAUCGCUGAUGCCAUUCACCAGGCCGCCGCCGAGGGAAUUACGGAUUUCUCCGCCGCUUUACGGUCAGCCAUCGCUGAGCUUCAUAGCCAGAUCGAUCGAAUCAGAAACGUAUUACAGCGAAAGGCCUUGAAAGAUGCGUUGGCCAAACUCCAGGAGAUAGAUGCAGCCACUACGGAUCUUGAGACUGCUGUAAAGAACCUCAAUGAUCGGCUGAACGAAAAGAAGCAACAGUAUUCCGCCGAAAUUCAAGAAAAGUGGAGCAACUGGGCUGCCGCUCAAUUGGAGCGAGUAGAUCAGCAGACCAAUGGCGUUGGCAACGAGGAGGCCGAAGAGAUCUUAGAUGAGUUGGUUAGCCGAUAUUCCGGAUAUUUGCACAGCUGCCUGGAGGAGUUGCAGGUGCGACAGGCCACGUAUGAGCAAAAUGUCCAGCAAGCCAUUGCCAAGUACCACAAUGCCACCAACAAUCUUACCGCUCAAGUUGAGCUCUGUGUCAAGUCCAAUUUAAACUACAUCUCCUGUCGCAAUGGCAUCGAUAAGGCUCUGCAAGGACUCGCCUCCGCUCCCGAGGAUCUACUGAGAUUGAGGGUCCAGGGUAUCCAACUUUUGGCCGCUGGCCUGGAUGCUAGCGGAUGUGUGGGCCAGACCCUGGCCGAGCACGAGCUUGAGAAGCCCAGUGUGGAGCAAAAGCUGGAUGAGAUAAUCAGGCGGUACCUGGAACAGCGUGAUUCCACCGAUGACGACUCAAGCUCUGACGAGGAGACGACCACCGAAGAUGGCUCUGGAUCAAAGGAGUCAUCAAGCUCGGAAGGCGACUCCAGUAAUGAUGAUGAUUCUGACAAUGAUAACGACUCCUCGUAGGCAUAAUCACAAAAUCGUAUUUAAGUAAUAGGGUGUGGAAUAAGAGCAACAUAAUAAAUUAUUUUUAAAGCAACAAGAAAAA
Messenger RNA from Drosophila eugracilis, 1197 nucleotides. RefSeq lists its product as uncharacterized. The coding region runs from base 6 to 1115 and encodes 369 amino acids. The transcript has a single exon. Lineage: Eukaryota; Metazoa; Arthropoda; Insecta; Diptera; Drosophilidae. The record is from RefSeq and is a predicted model, not a curated record.